AUGGGGAACAUGGACGGGAAAGCCGUGGAGGAGCUGAGCACUACCGAGUGCCACCAGUGGUAUAAGAAGUUCAUGACGGAGUGUCCUUCUGGCCAGCUCACCCUGUAUGAGUUCAAACAGUUUUUUGGCUUGAAAAACCUGAGUCCGUCAGCGAACAAAUACGUUGAGCAAAUGUUUGAGACGUUUGACUUUAAUAAGGAUGGCUACAUAGAUUUUAUGGAGUAUGUGGCAGCUCUGAGUCUGGUCCUGAAAGGGAAGGUGGAUCAGAAGCUGCGAUGGUAUUUCAAGCUCUACGAUGUGGACGGGAACGGCUGCAUUGACCGGGGAGAAUUGCUGAACAUCAUCAAAGCUAUUCGAGCUAUCAACCGGUGCAAUGAAACGAUGACGGCCGAGGAAUUCACAAACAUGGUGUUUGACAAAAUUGAUAUAAACGGAGAUGGUGAGCUCUCCUUGGAAGAGUUCAUGGAGGGCGUGCAAAAGGAUGAAGUGCUUCUCGAGAUCCUCACCCGCAGCCUGGACCUGACGCACAUCGUCCAGCUGAUCCAGAACGACGGGAAGAACCCGCACGGGGAAGAACCCGCACGAGCCGGAGCAGGCGGCAGAGGCUGCCCA
Messenger RNA from Balearica regulorum gibbericeps (East African grey crowned-crane), 612 nucleotides. It is a transcript of the gene GUCA1A, whose product is annotated as guanylate cyclase activator 1A. The record is from RefSeq and is a predicted model, not a curated record. Lineage: Eukaryota; Metazoa; Chordata; Aves; Gruiformes; Gruidae. Gene Ontology annotation, biological process: visual perception; positive regulation of guanylate cyclase activity. Gene Ontology annotation, molecular function: calcium sensitive guanylate cyclase activator activity; calcium ion binding. Gene Ontology annotation, cellular component: photoreceptor inner segment; cone photoreceptor outer segment.